ACCCUAAAACUCAGAGAGUAGUUUUGGAAGAGAGAUCUUAUGGCAACAACACAGAGACACAAGGACGAAGAGGAAGAGGCUCAGAUCCCGAAAACAGAGUUCGAAAGAUCUUCUGAGGUUGAGUCAGACAAAAACCCAGAGAGAUCCACGACCAAACGUGACGAACAAGCUACUUCCAACGAAAGUCCGAAUCUGACAAGGGAAGAGAAGAGUAUAAGGGAUAGUUACUUUUAUUGCUGUAAGAAUUUCUAUAGCCUACCCGAGAUGAUCAACUACAUGAAGGUGAAUCACGGUUUAUCAAAGACCAGUGUGACCAAUGUUUUCAGGGAACUUUUAACCGGUCGCAAUGGUGAAGCUUAUCUGAGAGCUUCACAGAGAAGAUCUCUUCAGAGGAGUAGUAAUGGUACAAGUGGUAGUGUAGGUUCUUCUUCGACUAAGUAAUGCUUGCUUUUAUGUUCCAAAAAAAAAAAAACAAUGCUUGCUUUUCCUUUUUAGAUAUUAUGAUAUCCAGAAACUCUGUUUUUGUUUGAUUCGAUUUGGACUUUUGUAAGGUUUUGUUUACAUUUUAUUAUGGAUUCAAUUUCAUAUU
Molecule: messenger RNA, 589 nt
Organism: Raphanus sativus (radish)
Lineage: Eukaryota; Viridiplantae; Streptophyta; Magnoliopsida; Brassicales; Brassicaceae
Exons: 2
Coding region: 40-441 (133 amino acids)
Source: RefSeq, a predicted model, not a curated record